AUGGCCAUGAUGACCGAGAAGCAAAUCGGAGAUCUUCUGAAACAGCGGCCAUUAGAGCUGCGCUUUGGAGAGAUUCUACGGGAAAUCCUGUUGCAAGUCCUGAGCGAGGUGCAGGUGAAGGAUGUUGAGCUUGUGUGCACCUCGCUGCGCCCAAUCAGCAUCUUCGACCUUGCGCCAGCUGUGUUGGAAGAUCGAAAUUCAGUGGCCUUCGCCUUCAAGGUGUCGGCUUCCGAUCCCAACGACCUCGAGCCAGUGCGCGAGAUGCUGCUCCUCGAGGCGGAGUCCGGUGGGGCGCGCCACCUCCUACCACUUCUGGUGCAGAAGCUCUACGACGAAGACCUCCUGACGCCACACCUGAAGGUGCGCAUGGAGGUAGGAGAAGAUCCCUGA
Symbiodinium necroappetens is the source of this 390-nucleotide messenger RNA. The record is from the annotation of a GenBank genome assembly. Lineage: Eukaryota; Dinophyceae; Suessiales; Symbiodiniaceae.